AUGAAUUAUCAAAGUGAAAGAGAGAAAAGAUAUAACAAGAUUGAUUCCGAUAGCGAAAAAAUUAUUGUUGAUUACAUGCAGAAAUGGAUUAACAACGGAAAAGUUGAACGGGAUCCUUUUGUUCAAAUAAGCAAGAUGAUUCCACAUGAUCCAAAAAAAAUAUGCCACCACUGGACGAAUAAACUAAACCCAAAAUUGUGUUUAGCUAAAGAUGUACCCAUCACUCUCCAUGAGAAGGAGUAUAUCUUUGAAUGGGUUGAGAAUUAUCUUAACUCUAAUAACAAACCAAUUUCUUGGAAACUUUUACAGUUAAAAAUGAAAGAAAAAUUUGGAAUAUUGCGCUCUCGAAAUGAUUUAAAAAAUGUUUGGAACAUCAAUAAAAGAAAAAUGAUCAAACGUGAUAAUCAUGUUAAUAUUGUGAGUAUUCCUUUAUUUGAAAAUUAUUUAGCCAUGAAUGAUUAUAUCUCUUAUUUUUUACAACCACCAUCAUAUCAAGAAACAACUGAAUUAGUAGCAAGUGAUAUGAUCUUGGAAACUUUUAAUUAUUUGAAUUAUUUUGAAUGUAUUAGUGAUUCUGUAAUUCCUUUAUAA
Rhizophagus irregularis DAOM 181602=DAOM 197198 is the source of this 591-nucleotide messenger RNA. RefSeq lists its product as uncharacterized. Lineage: Eukaryota; Fungi; Glomeromycota; Glomeromycetes; Glomerales; Glomeraceae. The record is from RefSeq and is a predicted model, not a curated record.